Molecule: messenger RNA, 2099 nt
Organism: Eutrema salsugineum
Lineage: Eukaryota; Viridiplantae; Streptophyta; Magnoliopsida; Brassicales; Brassicaceae
Product: exocyst complex component EXO70B2
Exons: 2
Coding region: 131-1939 (602 amino acids)
Biological process (GO): exocytosis
Cellular component (GO): exocyst
Molecular function (GO): phosphatidylinositol-4,5-bisphosphate binding
Source: RefSeq, a predicted model, not a curated record
GUUCCCGCGUCUAAUCUUAUUCUUAUGACGAAGACUUUCUCCAUAUUAUAGUCUUCCUCUAAUGGUGUUUCGUCAUUAUUCACCCAAUCCACCAAAUUCCCCUCAAUAUUAUUGAUCCCCAUCAAACCAUAUGGCUGAAGCCGGCGACGAGAAUCUUUACGCAGCCGCCAGAGACAUCGCUAGAGCCCUUGGCAAGGAUCCAAGCGCCGCCGGAGAUAUCUUACAGAUCCUUUCCGGAUAUAGUGGCUCCGGGAGCCUCGGCGGCGACCCUCGACCCACCGGAGUCCGCGGCGGCGCAAACCUUAACCUUGAACGGUCCCUCAACUCCUUAGAGCGACAGAUCUCUGGCUACAUCGUGGAGGAUCGGCCGAUCUGGUCCGAUCCCGUUGACUCGCGAACUUUCCUCGACGCCGUUGAUGAGCUAAUUACGAUGGCCGGAGACUUGAGAUCCGUGGCCGGAGAUAAAUCCGCCGCCGUCUGUCUCUCCCGUGCCGAUGAUCUGAUUCAACAGGUGAUGUUUAGGCUUCAGGAAGAGUUUGGAUAUGUAAUGGACCGAGCCCCUGAGUCGUUUGACUCCGACGACGACUUCUCCGGGGAAGAAGACAACGGCAGAAGCUACGGGGUCCAACAGGUAACUGUUGCACCUCCAAUCACCGAUUACAAAAUCGUGAUCGAGCCGUUGCCAUCAAGCGUUAUAGGCGAUUUAAACGCGAUUGCUGUGCGGAUGGUCGCUGGUGGUUUCGGAAAAGAGUGUUCGCGAGUGUACAGUAGUCGACGGAGAGAGUUUCUAGAGGAAAGUUUGUCGAGGUUGCAUCUGAGAGGACUAAGUAUGGAGCAAGUGCAAGAGACUCCAUGGCAAGACCUUGAAGACGAAAUCGACCGUUGGAUCAAAGCAGUCACCAUGGUGUUCCGCGUUUUCUUUCCGAGCGAGCGUCUUCUCUGCGACCGCGUUUUCUCUGAUCUCCCUGUUUCCUCUGUAACCGAUCUCUCUUUCAUGGAAGUUUGUCGUGGAACGACCACACAGAUUUUGAAUUUCGCAGACGCAAUCGCUUUAGGAAGCCGUUUGCCUGAACGCUUGUUUAAGGUUAUGGAUUUGUACGAAGCGAUGCAAGACCUAAUUCCCAAAAUGGAAACGCUAUUCUCCAAUAAAUACUGCUCGCCGCUAAGGCACGAGGCGGUCGCGAUUCAUAAACGGUUGGGAGAAGCGAUCAGAGGGAUAUUUAUGGAACUCGAGAAUCUGAUCCGUCGUGAUCCUCCCAAAACCGCGUUUCCUGGCGGUGGGAUUCACCCAAUUACACGGUAUGUGAUGAAUUAUCAGCGUGCGGCGUGUAAAUCGCGACAUUCCUUGGAGCAGAUCCUUGAUCAGACCGGGAACGAAACCGGAUCAGACACAAGACCUUUGUCGGUUCAAAUCAGAUGGGUUUUGGAGUUGUUGGAAAGUAACUUGGAAGGCAAGAAACGAACUUACCGAGACCCGUCGUUGUGUUUCUUGUUCAUGAUGAACAAUGGGAAGUAUAUUCUUGAUAAGGCCAAGGAUAACGAGCUAGGUUCGAUCCUAGGAGAAGAUUGGAUUGUGAAGCAGACAGCUAAACUGAGGCAAUACCACUCUAAUUACCAAAGGAGCUCGUGGAACCAAGUGGUGGCAUUGCUAAGGACCGAGGGUCCGUAUCCUAAGCUAAUAGAGAACCUUAGAUUGUUCAAUGUCCGGUUCGAUGAAGUGUGUCUGACGCAGUCUCAAUGGGUUGUAACUGACGAGCAAUUGAGAGAAGAAUUAAGAAGCUCCGUCGCCGGAAUUGUGGCUCCGGCGUACUUAAAUUUCAUCGCAAGAUUGAAGGCAUCGCCUGAGAUUAAUGGGAGGCGUGGAGAGCCGUUUAUUGCGUAUACUGUUGAAGAUUUGGAGAUGCGGAUUAAGAGUUUGUUCAAGGAAAGCUCAAGUUGAUUAAAUUUAAUAUGAAAAGAAAAUGCAUUAUUAAUCGAUAAAUCUGUAAAAUUGUGAAUCCUGUUAAAUUUUUUUUUUUGUUUUGGGUGAAUGUGCAGGAUCAAUCAUUGAAAAUGAAAGAGUGACAAUAUACAUCAAAGCUUAGAAUCAAUUUCAUGGA